Molecule: messenger RNA, 1211 nt
Organism: Saccostrea echinata
Lineage: Eukaryota; Metazoa; Mollusca; Bivalvia; Ostreida; Ostreidae
Exons: 3
Coding region: 17-904 (295 amino acids)
Source: RefSeq, a predicted model, not a curated record
AAAGCACUUCAUCAUCAUGCAUUGGGAGAAAACUACGGAAGAGAGAAGGUCACCAAGAUCACCGCGCAUGCUUACACGAAAGACAAAGUCUGCAAGAGAACUGUAUCGCCCUGCUAUUAAAGAUCUGAGUGAAGAAACCAGAAAGAUUUACCCUGAUGAAAACGAGGAUCCAUUCAUGGCACCGGGUCCAGCUGUCAGUGAACCAGAUCUGUAUGCAAGGGCACUCACAGAUCGUGACAACACAAUCGAAAAUUCACCGGAAGUAACGACAUUACAACCGGCUUUCUCUAUUAAUCAGCGCAUACAGGCGGCAGUGAUCGAAACGGAAUGUUACCGAAAUCGGAUGCCGACGUCAGCGUCUAACCGACUGCGCCUUCUCAACACAUUCAAACGUCCAAGAAGUGUGGACAGUUACUUUGCUCCCCCUUACCAAAAUGAGACUCCCCUUGACCAAAGUAUUCACAUCACAAACUUGCCGAAUGUGCAUCACGCACACAAGUCUCACCGAAAAAGAAAUGCACCGUUACAAAGCACAACAACACAAACUUAUGAAAAUUUUCAUAGACCACAGAUACGCCAUGUGAUACAAAACGGAACACUGCUCUCAGACGGAAGUACAGGGAAAAUAAGUGGUUUUCACGAGUAUCUUAUAAGUAAACACCCCACAGUGAAACAAAAAAUAGCUUCUUGGCUGACUGAUGGACUUAAAGUACAAAGUAUCAGACUACGAAACAGUCAGAGAGAGAAAACAACAAAUCAAAAACCACCAGGAAAGUUGAGAACCAAUUUAACAGAAAGGAAACUGUUCAUUCACAGGGACUUAACAGAACAAGAGGCCGAGGGUGAAGAAAUUGAAAGUAAAAUAUUCGAACUAAGAAUUUCUUCUUUGCAGCCCUCAGGAUGACCAACCUCUCUUUUUUUCAUCAGCGAUCAAAUGUGCACUUAACUUUAAUUCAUUUUUGGAAAUAGAUUAAGGUUUUAUUUCCUUUAUUCUUAAUUCUUUAACAUAAUUUUUAGCAUAUGCUUCAUCAUGUAAAUCGAGAAUUACAGAGUAAUUACAAUGAACCAGUACUAGUAUUAAUGCUGGUAAAUAAUGUUCAGAAGAGACCGCGAGCUUAAUAUGCAAGUUUUUAUUAUUUUUUUCAUCUUUUGUGAAUCUUUUGGUAAAAUGAUACGUGUUUCAAGAAAUAACUUUUAUAUUCCUUCUUUUU